This is a messenger RNA of Synchiropus splendidus (mandarinfish), 1778 nucleotides long. It is a transcript of the gene ccr6a, whose product is annotated as chemokine (C-C motif) receptor 6a. Gene Ontology annotation, molecular function: chemokine receptor activity. Gene Ontology annotation, biological process: immune response; G protein-coupled receptor signaling pathway; chemotaxis. Gene Ontology annotation, cellular component: membrane. The transcript is spliced from 2 exons. The record is from RefSeq and is a predicted model, not a curated record. Bases 151 to 1191 code for a protein of 346 amino acids. NCBI's taxonomy places the organism in Eukaryota, Metazoa, Chordata, Actinopteri, Syngnathiformes, Callionymidae.
GUCAGGGAGAGAUGGUGGUGAGAAACAAGCUCGACCAGCUCGACCCAUCGUCGCUUCAGAGCCAUGUGACUCAGCUGGCGACCGUUGGAGCAGGAAGUGCAGCACUUCCCUCUGGACCCCGCAGACGUGGACGGUCUGAAAAGGCGCAGCAUGAAUGACACCCUCUUGGAUGACUGCGAGGAGUCCGUCACUCUGGGCCUGCAUCAGCAGGGCCCGGGGCAGAGUGUGGUGGCGGCGGUGCACGGCCUCAUCUGCCUGCUGGGCCUGGUGGGCAACGGCCUGGUGGUGGCCACCUAUGCCCUCUACAGGGAGUCCAAGACCAUGACGGACAUCUUCCUCUUGAACGUGGCGCUGGCCGACUUGCUUUUUGUGGCAACGCUGCCCCUGCUGGUUCACAGCGAGCUCUCCUCCUGGACCGCAGGUCAGCUGACCUGCAAGUUGGUGCGCGGCGGCUACAGCGUCGGCCUCUUCAGUGGCACCCUGCUGUUAGCCUGCGUCAGCGCCGACCGCUACGUCGCCAUCGUGCUGCUUCGCCGCAGUGCCCUACUGCGCUCUGGACGCCGCAGCUGCGUGGUCUGCGCGGGCGUCUGGGCGCUGUCCCUGCUGCUCUCCGUCCCCACCUUUCUUUACUACCACCGCUACGUGCCGUCUCAUGCCGACAGCGGCGCCCACUACAUCUGUGAGUUCCUUUUCCCGGACGAGAACGUGGCCCGUCGGGCGAAGGUGGCGGUUCCUAGCGUGCAGCUGGUGGCAGGCUUCUUCCUGCCGCUGCUGCUCAUGCUGUUCUGCUACAGUGCUGUGGUGCUGACCCUGCAGAGGACCCGCAGCUCCCAGCGCCACAGGGCACUCUGGCUGGUCCUCGCUGUGGUGGUGGUCUUUGUUGUCUGCCAUCUGCCCUACAACCUGCUUCUGCUCUACGACACGGUCAGCUUGCCCCUGACCCUCGAGUGCCACACCCUGGAGCUGCUUCAGAUCGCCCGCACUCUGACGCAGACCCUCGCCUACCUGCACUGCUGCCUCAACCCCUUCCUCUACGCUUUCAUGGGGGUCCGGUUCAGGGGCCACUUCAGACGAAUCGUCCAGGACCUGUGGACCCGGACCAAGCCCCGUCAGUCCGCAGGCGGCUCCGGCGCCGGCCGCCUUCCCUCAGCAGACCGCUGCAGUGCCACCGGCAUGUCCCUGAUCUUGUGACUGGCUGCGUUCUGUCCUCGCCGUGCGCUUGCUUUGGCCCCAGCGUCCAGCACAGCUCUCCAAAGGUUCACCAAUCUCAGUUAAGUGUUCUUCCGGCGUCUACAACCUCAGAGGUGGCGUGCUGAGCCGCUCAGUCUCCGUUAGCAGACUGCUACCAUGUGUACGCCACGUGGCUCCAGCAACCAGCCCUUGGAGCACGUUUGACUUCAGUUCUUUUUUUGUUCAAUUUCAAUACAAAGCUUUGCCUCCUAUCGGAAGUUUGAUUCUGGUGUUUCUGCACUGACCCACAAGCCCUUUAUUCGCUGGUGAUGGAGGGAGAAUAAGCGCUGGAAAGACUACAAAAUAAAUCUGAAUCAAUCACAAUCAAAUUUAUUGCCAUGGUCAGUGGGGAUCCCACCAACUAGGAAAGUGCUUCGAACUAAAGUGCAGUCAAUAAAUUAAAUUAAAGGCUUUCACUGUGCAAAAUAAGAUGAAGUGGCAAUCAUUCAGCCACGCACACUAAUGCGUAAUACGGAGCAUUUGAUUGGUCCACGCUGCUCUCACAACACGUUGAACACUGUGAGAGAGAGCACUGAGGAUGGAGAAGG